Molecule: messenger RNA, 2379 nt
Organism: Chara braunii
Lineage: Eukaryota; Viridiplantae; Streptophyta; Charophyceae; Charales; Characeae
Source: the annotation of a GenBank genome assembly
UGGGUCUGGGGUGCGCCCAGAUCGAAAAUCGAAUGACAUACAGAUAGAAGAACGGCAGCGAGGGUUCUUUCGCGGGGUGCGCGUUCGUGUGUCGCGACUGUGAACUAGAUGAAGGGACUCGGACGGAAGGACAACAUUGAUGGCAUGGAGCAUGCGCGCUGCUGCAGGGGAACGAGAGGACGUAAAUACCACGCAUGAAGCGGCGCGGUGACGGGGGAGGAGGAUGGGGGGAUGGCAACGACAACCAUGGAGGCAGAGGAGGGAGGAGUACGACGAUGCGAAGGGAACGCACAUCUGACAGCGGAGGGAGGACGGGGGAUAGAUGGCGACAAUCGAGGUAGGAGGAUGGAGAAUGAAGGCAGAGGAGGGAGGAUGAUGGAAUUGGCAAUGGGGUUAGGAGGAGAAGAGGGUGACGGUAUGACUGAUAGAGUGACCCUCACACAUGAGGACUACGAUAAUGGAUGGGGACAGAGCUAGGACGAGGGCGAGCGAAGGAGCGACCGUGGAGGCAGGAGGAAGGUGAUUGAAGGCAGACGAGGGAGGAGAACUAGGACGAAGAUUGGCAGGGGUAAUGGAGGUUGGAGGAGGGAGGGUGAUGGUGCGUCUCUGAUAGAGUGGCCUUCACACAUGACUGCGAUGAUGAAUGGGGGAGGGAGGAUGACGGAUCGAACCGUGAUAUAGAUGUACUUUUGCAAAUCAGCUCUUCACGGUUAAUGAUGAAUGUGGGAGGGAGGAUGACGGAUCGAACCGUGAUAUAGAUGGACUUUUGCAAAUCAGCUCUUCACGGUUAAUAGCUGAACAGAACGUGUGGUGGAGGCCGGACGGGGAUCGUUCGAGGUGUGAUCGUUCAAGUUGCCGGACUUGGCAUUUAAGGGUUGAGGCAUGAACACAGAUCUGAUGUCUGUGUGCACGGUCCUUGACUUUCUGACAGUGUUAUGCGGAGCUUUCUAAUGCUUAAAUGCCACAUUCCUAAAAGCAAGAACGUUUGUGCAUAUCAACGGAUACAAACGCACACACACACACACACACACACACACACAGAGGCGGCGAAGGAAGAGCAGGGGGACGAGGUGAUUUCCAAUGCUUCAAUGCCUCUUUCCAAAAAGCAAGAACGUUUGUGCAUAUCGACGGAUUACAAACACACAGACGCACAAACACACACACAACACACACGGAGAGAGAGAGAGAGAGAGAGAGAGAGAGAGCGCAGGCAGAGCAGGACGAGCUGAUUGGGGUGGACGAAGACAAGGUGUUUCCAGCAAGCGAAGCCAACGGGUCAUUCGACUUGUUCGAUCCUGUUUUUCAGAUUGUACGUCUCUUGCAGGGUAUCCUCUCUGGCUUUCGUUUUUUUCCAAAUCUAUAGUAUAUGCUGUUCCUUCGAGGGGACGCGAAGGGAUUUUUUAAUGGAUGGUGCAAUGAAGGGUAGGCGGUUGUAUAUGAAUGUGAAUUUUCAUAUAUGGAUGUCGAUUACGAAACUCUAUCGAAAGUACUCGAAAGAACGAAAAUGGGUCUCGGGCACUUCGUCCACGCAUGAACAGUUGAAAUACAGACGUAAGUGCUAAUAAUAAUCCAGAUGGACCAAGAUGAACGAAAUCAUUAAUCUUUCCUGAAGGAGAAAAAGAAGACAUAUCGAGGGGGGGAGGUUGCAUUGUGGCAGGAGGUCCAAGACCGCAAAUUUGGACGUAUCGAGGGGCUACGAAACGAGGGUGCAAGCAUCGAGGGGCUACAAAACGAAGGUGUGCAAGGAUCGAGGGGCUACAGAAUGAGGGUGCAAGGAGGACAGGGGCUAGGUGAGGACGUAUAAGCCGGGUAGGGAGGGCAGAGGAGGAGAGACAGCCGAGCACGGCUAGUCUGGCGCCCAGGUACAGGGUUGAAGAGGUUUCUCCCUUUGCGUUCAUUACAUCUGCUCCGUCGAUCACACCUGACAAUCAGUGCUGGAAGGCUUCCGAACACUCCUAGAUCACUGUCAGAUGUGUUAUCUACAGCGGCGCUGAACCCGUUUUGCAGCAGGUGCAGAUCCCAAUCCAUGGAUCUGAGGUAACCAGACGGCUGCUGGGUGGGGGGUUUGCUCUUUCCACCCUCCUCCCCAUCAGUAAGUCGGGUCUUUGGCACUGCUGUUUGCUAAAAAAAAACAAAGUUAGGCAGGAGAAUGGCGAUGUGCUCAGAAGUGGCUGACAGAAUUUGGCCCGGUUCUCGUGAAUAUACUCUUCUCCGUCGGCUUUCUCCGCAGAGGAGUUGUAAGCAACAACACGGUGUACUCGUUGUCAAGAUGGGAGCACAUGCGUCCUGUUAGUAUGCACUCAGACUACCUUCGUACCCCCGAAUAGAACGCACGGUCGUUGUAGAUUUCGAUUGAAAGAUGCUUAAAAUCCCCACGUG